UGGUUGAAUGCGGAAGCAGUUUGUAAAUAGAACUUGACCUCAAAUGCGCGAAAUACACGCUGGUAAAACGAGUACUGUAGUAGUGUUAUUGUAAGUUACUUAAUAUAUGCGACGUUAAUGUACUCUUUGUUCAAAUGGAUCCUAAUCUGUUGUUCUGGAAGAGCCAGGGUCAGUCGCUCCUCAGCCGAUUACAUAUCUGGUUUAACCUCCUUGAUCCUACUUCCCUGCUUUCCUCUGAUGCUGAAAUAAAAAACGCCCACCGUCUUCUUGGAAGUGGACAGAAGCUAAAUGAAAAGGAUGGACACGCACAGACCCUCUCACUUUCGUCCGUCCACGCCGACUCUGGCACUGUUCUUCCACUUAUUUUCCGACCUCCAGCACUGAUGCCAAUAUCUGCUCCUCUGGUGGUUGCCAGCCUUUUACCACACAGCAGCGUCAAACCCGCUUUGUUUUGGCAGUUGUUGCUGCAUAGUUACAGUGCUGGAUUCAACUAUGCAAACAGAAACUCUUCAUCGGAGGAGCAGAGCAACAACAGGUCUUUGAAACAGCUGCUGCUGAUCGCUGGGACCGUUUCCUAUGCAACAUGUGCAGGGGCCCUUCCUCAAAUUUUCAUAAACCGACUUGGUGUAAGAAGCGCACCAAUCCAAACUUUGUUUAGGUCGAUAUUACCGAUCCCACUCUCCGCUGUGCUGGCCUUCUUCAACGUGUACAUUGUCAGAAGUGGGGAGUCAGAAACUGGGAUCCAAGUGUUCGACACCAAUGGAACUCCUGUCGGCCUCUCUAAGGCAGCGGGAGACAAGGCUGUGAGGGAAACUGCGUUAUCAAGAGCGGCGCUGUUUGGUACAACCGCUGCUGUUCCUAAUCUCCUGGUUUUGCUCUUACAGAGAACUAGACUCUUCCAGAGGAGUGCUCUGCUAGCUGCUCCAGUCCGGCACAUCAGUGUCGCCUUGGUUCUGGGAAUGAUGAUCCCCGUCUCGUUCAGCCUCUUCCCACAACUCGGAACGAUCGAGAAGGACGAUGUGGAGGAGGAGCUGCAGGCCUCAGCGGUCGGUGGACAGUUGUACUACCAUAGAGGACUCUGAGGAGCAGUUUCACAGAGAAACUAAAUCAAAAUCCAUGAUGCCGUCAGCGGACGGGAGCAGUAAUGUCUUUGACAUGUUGCUGAACGUGAACCACACAUGACCGAAUGCAUUGUGGUUGUAAAAAGUUAAAAUGCAGGCAAGAAACUACUUUUUGAUCGUAAAUUUAUUUUUGCUGGAAUAUUACA
Molecule: messenger RNA, 1267 nt
Organism: Pungitius pungitius (ninespine stickleback)
Lineage: Eukaryota; Metazoa; Chordata; Actinopteri; Perciformes; Gasterosteidae
Gene: sfxn4
Product: sideroflexin 4
Exons: 14
Coding region: 135-1082 (315 amino acids)
Biological process (GO): mitochondrial transmembrane transport; monoatomic ion transport
Cellular component (GO): mitochondrial inner membrane
Molecular function (GO): monoatomic ion transmembrane transporter activity
Source: RefSeq, a predicted model, not a curated record